Molecule: messenger RNA, 1655 nt
Organism: Capsicum annuum
Lineage: Eukaryota; Viridiplantae; Streptophyta; Magnoliopsida; Solanales; Solanaceae
Exons: 4
Coding region: 76-513 (145 amino acids)
Biological process (GO): translation
Cellular component (GO): ribosome
Molecular function (GO): structural constituent of ribosome
Source: RefSeq, a predicted model, not a curated record
CAGGCCAAAGUAAAAAUGAGGAGAAAACAAGGGAGUAUCCCUCUUGGGCUCGCAAAAACCUAAGUCCGAGCAAAGAUGCAGAGAUGGUGCUCGAAGCUCCGGUCGAUUGCCGCCCUCCGUUCAACUGCGAAUAGUCAUUACCCUUUUGUUCCCUAUCGUGUUAUUCAUACUGCUACUAAUUCCAUUGUCAACAGAACCUUCACAUAUUCAAUAUUUUCUCCCAGCUUUAAACCCAUUUGCAAUGGCGGCUCCUUUUCAUUCCCCACUCACUCGUCUCUCCUCCCUCUUUCUUUCACGCAAGUGCGGUACAUCACUGCAAAACAGAGGAAAAGGAAGUUGAAAAGCAGAAAGCCCAUGACUCCGAUCACAUCAAAAGUCAAGAAAAUCAAAAUAAAAUUUUAUUCGUCUUAUAAGGACAGAUUUCGUGUUUUGAAAGAUGGGCAGAUUAGGCGGUGGAAAGAGGGAAAGAGACACAAUGCACAUUUGAAGCCUUUUAUGGUCGAAGUUUGCUAGCCUUUAAUUGUUAUGAAGCUGUGUGUUUUGCUUUGGCGAGUAAGGGCAACUCUGAAACCAGUUUUUGUGGUGGGGGGGCAGAAUCUUCCUGUUGUGGAAAGUGGAACCUAGUGUAUUUGGAAAACAACAACUUUUUAUUGCUAAUUCCUCAGAUUAUCUGCUACGUCAUAACAACACGGCUAUCAGGUAACUCCAUCCACCAAUGCUUGUACAUAUGAGAAGAAAUCACCUAGUAUUUUUGCAUUUUUUGCCUUCUGGGAUUUGAACUUGAGACCUCUUGAUUCUCAACCCACUUCAUUAACCACUAUACUACAAGGUUACACUCUUGGGUGUGGCAAAAGAGCUUUUUCUUUUAAGUGCAGAAAAGUAUUCUGGCUUACCUUGAGCGCUAGUUAUUUAUUUGAUAAUAAUAAUUGCUUGGACCAUAGUAAAAUUACUUAGUUACCAUAUUGGGCACCACAGCUAAAUGUAACGUGGGUGAAUUAAUAACAACAUUUGAUAUGAGAACUUAAUCUUGCGAGUUGUUAGGCUGAAUUAGUCUAACUGCAAUUUCGCUGAUGUUCAACUAUGGGGUAAUUCUGCUUGUUCAGAGGAAUAGGAAGUUCAAAAUUUCCUUAGCAUGGUGAAGUCUGUCAUGAUAUUGCACUUCUCAAUCACUUGCAUUCAUUGUGUGGAUUAGGAAGUUUGGUUUGAGAUCACUUGAUUUUUGGAAAACAAAUCUUUGGGUUUUCCAUGACUCGUGGCCUCUAAAAAAAGUUCCAGGACACCUUUACCAGUUUCAAAGAAAAAAAAAAAAGGAAAAGUUCCAGGACUCAUGGAUUUCAUAAGUUUGAUUAUAUGGUAGAUCCUUGGUUGUAGAAAGAUAGCAAGGUCAAAAUGUUGGAGUAGAUUGCCAGGUUUUCUGUACAUAUAAAUAAAAUGAUAAGAAUUAUCAUUAAAAGAGAUUCUUGAGCGCGCGCACCCAAAGUGGAGGUUCCUCAGUUGAAUUAUCUUCAUGUUGUUGUGUCUGUACACUUGCACUGGUUAUGAACUUCAGUCAUGACUACUUCAUUGUGGCAUUAAAUGGGUAUUGUUUGCUGCAGUCUAAGAAAUCAAAACGUCGACUCAGGCAACCUGCUACUGUACCUGUGGCUUAUGCAAAA